Messenger RNA from Fulvia fulva, 837 nucleotides. RefSeq lists its product as uncharacterized. The record is from RefSeq and is a predicted model, not a curated record. The transcript has a single exon. NCBI's taxonomy places the organism in Eukaryota, Fungi, Ascomycota, Dothideomycetes, Mycosphaerellales, Mycosphaerellaceae. Bases 1 to 837 code for a protein of 278 amino acids.
AUGUCUUCGCAUAUUCAGUCAAGACAGACCGUACCCAGAGUCACAUCCAACAUUACAGGCGCGACUAACCCCAACAAAAUCGACUAUACCCGCGCAAGAGAAAUCAUGGACACCAGCUCUUCCCACUCAGGGCCACAAUACGAUUUCAUGUCCCACUACGAAGACCUCUGGGAUCAACGCUCCAUCACCCACCCUUCCGCUAUCCCAUCAGAUAGCCUCCCAGAGAUAUCAGACCUGUACCAAGACCAGGAAACCGCCGAGUCCAUUUUGGAGUACGAUAUCCCAGGAUCACUCCGGCCUGCCUUUGGCCCCGUCCAACCCGUCUACUACAAGGGCCAUGAAGACAGCCAAUGCCCCUCCCCCUCGAUCUCACGCACAAGCACACGCAAACCAGCCUUGCGCCCUGCUCCCUGCCCAAUCCAACCUCAACCCAUUUCCUGGCACGACCACUCGGACUACCAAGGCCUCCUGCUCCGCACACCAUCAGAAAGCGACAGUUCUUACUUCCCCUAUCCCUCCUCCUCAACUAUCCCCGUGCGACAGGAUUCUGGAUGUACCUUUGAGGAGUAUAUCCACGACUUCAAGAACGCGGAGCGACGCAGAAACUGGACGCCGCCGGAUGUGUGCGGUAUUGACUUGGCGAAGCGACGUUAUGGCAAAGAAAGCUCGAGCUCCUCCUCUUCUUCUUCUUCUUCUUCUUCUUCUUCUUCUUCGUGUCCGCUGCGGAAAUUGACGCAGAAGUGGAGGGGGUUGAAGAGGAAGGUCUUGGCGGUGGAGAUGGGGAGGAUCGAGGAUGAGGGUCGACAUGGGUGGUGGAGUGGGUUCGUGAUGUGGUGA